GGAGGAGGAGGCUACGGCUCUCACGGGCGGCUGCGGUAGUUCGCUUCGUGGAGAUGGAACGAGGUGAGGUCCUGGCAAACGCCGCUCGUCCGCUCCAUUCACGGCUUGGCCGCUGUUCACGACAGCAGCGGUGAUCCUGUGCAGAUGGGUCAGUUCGCGUUUUUGGCAGCGGUUCACUGGAUGUCCCCGUCCAGCGCACGCGGCGGGCUGCGCGCGCGUUUCAAGGCAGAACGUGGGCACGUUGCGUAAAAUAGAUUUAUUUUCUAAUUUAACCGAGAGAUCAUCGCAGCCAAACGCGCCUGAUGCCACCGCAUUGCACCGUCGCUUCCUUGCCCUAGAUCCGCGCAACUUUUUUCGUCGUCAACGGUUGACGCGGAAAGUCGCGUCGACCAACCAUCCCGUUUUGGAAACAUUCAAAGGCGGCGGCGUUCAACGCAGGGGGCGUGUGCGCACCCGAGCAGACUGUCAGGAUGCCCGUGAAGGCCCCCAUGUACCUGAAACCCGGCCGCACGAGUAAGGGCAAGAAAUCCACGAGGCUCCGGGACAUCCUCUCGGGAGACAUGAUCAGCCCUCCGCUGGGCGACUUCCGCCACGUGGCGCACGUGGGCAGCUCGGGCGGCAUGGGCGAAGGAGCCGCCGCCUUCGGAGACCUCUCGUUCCUGUGGAGCAGCGAGCGUCCCGCGUCCCACGGCGGGGACGGCGUCCUCCAGCGAGCCGAGCGACGCCACGCGGUGCCAGAGGCUCGGCGGGACCGAGACCUCGAGGCACGGGUCGCGUCGUGCCCCGGCUACCAGGCGGCACGCGGCACGACCGGCGUCGGGAUCCCGUCGCCCGUGCUGAGGAACGCGUUCGUGCUGCCCUACACGGGUCCCGAGCAGGCGCUGGUGCUGCCGGGGGUGUCGCCGUUCUGCCCAGGAGGACGCGCGGGGCCGCCCCGCCGGCGCCCCGAGCCGUCGGCGGACACCGAGUGCGGCGCGGGGGACGACGCGAACGGCGAGGGCGCGUGCGGUCGCGAAGACGUCGCCGGUGCAGGGACGUCGCGAUCGACGGGCGGCGGAGUCGUGCGGGCGGCGGCGGCGUCGGCGUCGAGGUCGCCGUUCCCUCUCCGGUCGGCGUCGCCUCCGCCCCUAGUGAACCGACUCGCGUGCCCCGACGCCAAGGGGCCGUGCACGAGUCCCAGCCCCAAGAGGGGGCUCCUUCGGUCCAUCAGGGAUCAGGUGCAAAACAUCACGCUCAGCCCGCCGCUCUCCAGGAGUCGCACCUUCCAGUCGAUGCACGCGACUGAGACGUCGUCUCAGGAGCCCUUGCUGUUGUCCAGCAACGACAUGCACCACGAGGAGGAGGAGGAGGAGGAGGAGGGGGGCACGAGGGCUCCAGCCGGGCGUUCCGCUUCAUGUCCUUCUCCGGCAACGGGUUUGCUCAUCGGCGAUCGACCGGCGUGACGGCUUCGAGUGGGAAGCCCCAACAACCCAAAGCCACGGCGAGGGCCGCCGCCGCCGCCGGCCAGCUCAGCCCCGGGCCCGAGUCGACGAACCCUCGCCGCCCCCCGUCCCGGGAAGGCUGCGCU
Molecule: messenger RNA, 1567 nt
Organism: Lethenteron reissneri (Far Eastern brook lamprey)
Lineage: Eukaryota; Metazoa; Chordata; Hyperoartia; Petromyzontiformes; Petromyzontidae
Product: cdc42 effector protein 3-like
Biological process (GO): Rho protein signal transduction; regulation of cell shape; positive regulation of pseudopodium assembly
Cellular component (GO): cytoskeleton; cytoplasm; plasma membrane
Molecular function (GO): small GTPase binding
Source: RefSeq, a predicted model, not a curated record